Molecule: messenger RNA, 2605 nt
Organism: Symsagittifera roscoffensis
Lineage: Eukaryota; Metazoa; Xenacoelomorpha; Acoela; Convolutidae
Exons: 4
Coding region: 29-1828 (599 amino acids)
Biological process (GO): cell surface receptor protein tyrosine kinase signaling pathway
Cellular component (GO): cytoplasm
Source: RefSeq, a predicted model, not a curated record
GUUAUGAAAGUAUCAGAGUGAUGUGAAAAUGCUGAGUCAAAUAGAGACAGUCCAAUUUGAGCCCAAUUGUAUAAAAACGGGCGUUUUGAUGCUUUGGAUGCAACAUAAAAAGGCUUGGAGGAAAAAGAGUGUCAAGAUAUUCAAAAGAUCUGAUGACGGCUUUGAGCGACUGGACUACAGGUGUCUGAAGAAGAACGAUGUCUACAAGAGUCUUUCUUUACAUGGUCUCAUCAGUGCGAGAAUGAUUUUCGAUAAAGUUUACAAGACUGUUAUUCUUCUCACUCUCUCAGAUGAACGUACACUUCAACUUGCAAUCAAAGAUUCCUCGGACCUUGACGGGGAGUUGGACGAAUGGCUUCAAUGUAUUAAGACCACAUGUUGGGGAAAUGACAGGGAAAUACUCUCUCAGCCUCUCACUGUUGCUACUUCAGAAAAUGUCUACGAACAGCCAGAGGCAGUUGAGUACUGUAGCGGAGGCAGUGGUAACUCCUCAAAUCUCUCCAAAGCAGGAAGCGUAGACCUUUAUCAAAGCGUGGACGACAGUCAAGAGAACGAAAUCUACACACCCUCAAGCGAAUACGACCAUGACAUAGGCUGCAUUUUUAAAGUUACAAUCAAAGACACCGAAUCAGCCAGAGCGUGUAACCUACAAGGCCCAUACGCUUUGGAAGUGAAACACGACGGCCUUACCCUCCGAAAUUAUGAAACAAGAGCAGCUAUUUUUGAAUGGAAACUGGAAUUCAUUCGUAGAUUUGGAGCUAUAAAUAAACAGAAAGUGUUCAGGUUUGAAGCGGGACGGCGAUGUGUAGGUUACGCGGGAUUGUUUGAGUUUUACUCAGACCAAUAUACAAAUAUUCCCAAGGUCAUCAGAGAAUGUGUGAACAGGCAUAAAAUUGCGACUACAGGGCCCUCAAAAGGAAGCCAGCAAUCCGUUCACACGCCGCCCUUGAAUCCACCCCCUGAGAAACCUAGUCAUGAUAUCAUGAAUGGAAAUAUAAACCCGUCUUCAGUCGACGAUAACUUAUACUCUAAAGUCGAUGACUUAAAGAAACAAACUAAUAAUAACGAGAGUCCGAUUCCAAAUAACCGACCUGCUAGUAUAGCAAGUACUGGAAAACCAAGUCAACCUUCAAGAGCUCCAACACUGCCUAGUAAAACUGGACAAGAAGAGUUGUAUCAAGAACCCAAUCUUUACUCGGAAGACGAAUAUGAUGUGAACUCGCUAAGAACCGAUAAUUCAGAUCCCAAUGUAACGCCUUCGGGUCAUCUUGAAGGUCGGGUCCUGCAUCAUCGACUGACCUCGAACUCCUCGGACGGUAACGAUGUCAAAAAUGGAGGAACCAAUGAAGAUUAUUACGAAGAGCUGCAUAACGCAACGUCUGGGACUCCAAACACUCUUCGGGGAUCCCCGGCGAGUAAUGGAAGUAUGAAUUCUACCCCGAACUCAAGCGAAGAUGAAGUUGCAGCUGUUGGCGGACUAUACUCGAAUAUAGAUAUAUCCGCCGACCACAGUUCGGGUACAAUAAUCCGAACGAAAGCCUCUUCGGACAACCGAACUUCAACUCAUUCUGGGGAUUCAGAUAACUCUCAAACUGAGAAUUUUUAUGAUAUUACACCGGCUUGUGAAGAGGAGAAACCUCCGGAGCCUCCGACUAGACGAUCGAGUUGCCAACCGGUGAGUUACCAGUACUCGUCGGAAGUUCCGAGAGCGCCCUUUCCGUGCAAUAUUCCUAGGCCACCCGGUCUUCUGCAAAUGUUGAAUGUUCCGAGGCACCACAACGUCAAAUCAAAUCUGCCUCCCCGACAUUUUAGCGACCAGUAUUCAUGACGAAAGUUGUCUUUAAAUUGUUACCACGAAUGCACAUUUAUAUUCAAAUUUGUCUAUAUUUCUAUCACUUUUCGAAAUCGUAGCGCGAUGAUAAAAAUACAAAAUGUUUAUGUAGUUUAGAAAUUAACGAAUAAAAGUUUGUCGACCUAGAUAAUCAGUUGUAGAGUUGCCACUGAACUUAUUUAAAAGCCCAAGGCUUGUUUCCUCUGAAAAUAAUUAUAUAAGUAGUCAAAAUUUAACUGGAAGUUCUACAACAUUUCUUGGUAAGAAAUUGCUGUGCUUUUACGGGGAAUUAAUAUUCGCCAUUGAUUUAGCUAUGUCUGACGCCUUUCAUUUCCAACAAUUUACCGGGUUACGGUAAUAAAAACCAGAUGUAUUUGUAAUUCGCUCUUAUGCUGAAAAUCGAGUUACUUAAUUUGUUCCAUAGGUUCCUGAAAACAUGCUUUGUAUCUGUAACUUAACUUUUGUUACUAAAUUAAAUUGAAACUUGUGUACUAAAUUAAUGAACAAUAUGCCCUAGAUUAUCAGUGAAAGUUAUUCUUUUUAUCAUCUUUUGUACUUUGAAUGGUAAUGAGCUUGAAUUGAAUUGUAACAAAUAGCUUGCAGUUUUUGUACUAAAUUAUAUAUUGAAAUAAAUCGCGUGUCACAUGAAAUGAUUUAACUUAAAAAAUAGAAAUCAAAAGAUCGGUAAAUAGCUGUAAAAUGAAGUUUUGAUCAACUCAUAAUCAAGUGAUCAAACUUUUGAUCAUUUGACUCAUAAAUGGAAAUUUCCAUGAA